Molecule: messenger RNA, 639 nt
Organism: Ochotona curzoniae (black-lipped pika)
Lineage: Eukaryota; Metazoa; Chordata; Mammalia; Lagomorpha; Ochotonidae
Gene: PINLYP
Product: phospholipase A2 inhibitor and LY6/PLAUR domain containing
Exons: 5
Coding region: 1-639 (212 amino acids)
Cellular component (GO): extracellular region
Molecular function (GO): phospholipase inhibitor activity
Source: RefSeq, a predicted model, not a curated record
AUGAGGCCACGCACGAGACCCGGGAGCUUCCUGCUGGCCAAUCUGCUGCUCUGCGCCCUGCUGGGUCUAGGACGCCCUCUAAGCUGUGAGGUGUGUAAGGGGUCUGGGCGCACAUGCACCGGGAAGAUGAAGACCUGUGAAGCCGGCAAGGACACCUGCGUGGUCCUGGUGGGCGAGUCCAGCACAAAGGGCCACAAAUCUGUAAGCAUCUACAAGAACUGCAUGAAGCUCAGUGACUGCUACUCGGGCUUCGUGUCCACCACCAUGAGCCGUGACGACUACAUGGUCACCAAUGCCCGCUGCUGCCAGAGCGAUGGCUGCAACCGUGGCACGGUACCCCCCCCCCAGAACAACCGGACGGAGAACGGCCUGAUGUGCCCGUCUUGCAUCGCGCCCUUCCAGGAGACGUGCCCGGGGACUCAGGCAGCCCGCUGCGUGGGCCAGGAAACCCACUGCAUCUACUUUGCAGGCAACGUGCAGGCUGGUAUCUUCAACACCAAAUUUGCCACACGGGGCUGUGCUACGGAGAGUGCCUGUUAUACAAAGGCUGGUGCCGAGGUGCCCUCGGCCUCCUACCUCUACUUCCUGAGGCGAGCUGACUGUCUGCCGGCCCCCUGGCCCCCAGGCAGGGCCGAGUGA